AUGCCAGCGUCAGAGGAAGCCUUGCCAGACUUUCCGACGCCAGAGAUAUCAGCCGUGCCGCUGGAGGGCAAGCACGGCGCGAAGAUGCACUACACCUACUACCCGGCGUCGGCAGCACCGAAACUAGGCCACAACAACCCCUUCUCGCAGUCGCUGAUCGUGUUCCUGAACGGCCUUAUGCUCCCGCGGAGCUCGUGGGACCAGAGCAUCAACGCGUUCCUCGAGAAGCGCGUGCAAGCCGGCCUCCCCUAUCCCGCACUGCUCAGCUACGACCGCCUCGGACAAGGCGACUCAGACCGCGACCCCAGCGACCCCGACCCCCGACCCUGCCACGGCCACGACAUCAUGUCCGCGGUCCGCGACCUGCGCCAGUUCACCCUGCAGAUAUGGACGGAGCACCUAGCGCGCGCCAGCCCCUCGCAAGCGCCAUGCCUGGUCUUUGUGUGCAACAGCAUCGGCUGCGCCAUCGCGCGGCUCUUCGCGCAGACCUACCCCGGCACCGUCAUCGGCCUCCUGUUCCUCGACAGCAUCGUGGCCAACUCGGACUACACCGACAUCUGGCCGGACCCGGACGCAGCAGGAUUCGACCCGCACUCGCUCCCCCCCGGCGUAAGCGCAGACGACGUGCGCACCACGCGGGCAAAAUACAAAGCCAUGUUCCACCCCGACGUGGCCAACAUGGAAGGGCUAUCGCGACGGAACCUCGCCGCGCUACUCCCCGACGCCGACGCGCCGGCGCUCGAGGGCUGGGGCGGCUCGGGUCCGUACCUGACCGUCGCGGGGCACGACUGGGAGACGUUUGCGGAGCAAUCCCACCACGGCGCAGCGCACACCCCGCCCGUACUAACAAUGACGUAUCUCAAUCCCGCGUGGCAAGCGUACAACACGUCGCUGACGCGCAUCACGGACGAAGGGCGUGCGAUUGGGCCGCUGAUCGCGCUGAACAGCGGACAUUUUAUUCAGAGCGAUAGUCCUGGGUUUGUGGCUGAGGAGUUGACUUCCCUGCUGGACCGGGCCGGAUGCUAA
This is a messenger RNA of Didymella exigua CBS 183.55, 1026 nucleotides long. RefSeq lists its product as uncharacterized. The record is from RefSeq and is a predicted model, not a curated record. NCBI's taxonomy places the organism in Eukaryota, Fungi, Ascomycota, Dothideomycetes, Pleosporales, Didymellaceae. Bases 1 to 1026 code for a protein of 341 amino acids. The transcript is spliced from 3 exons.